AUGAAGUCACCGAAGCUUUUAGCCAAGAAGACCAUGAUCGCCAAGAUCUUGUCAAGCCGCAACAAAUGGGCUAUCUGUGAUCGAACUCUCUAUCCGAUUUACUAUCUUCUUCUCAUUCUUGGCUUGAAUCAAUCUAUUCGUCCAAACAAUUCUCUGCUCUUCCGCAUCUACAGUUGGCUUGUGUUUUGUCUUUUGCUGUUUACCACAAUCCGCAAAUUCAAUCAAAUUGGUGUCCGACCAAAUGGAACUCGCGAAAGUGCUCAGGAGUUCUUUGCUAACCCGCGUUCUUUGAUCACCCUGUGCAAUGCAUUGAUAAUGUUGAGUGGACUCCUUGCUUCUCUCCAACUCUACUCCCUCGGGGCUAAACGUCUCAAACCAUUGAAGAUUCUAUGCCAAUUCUCAUUGAAUGUUCGUUCCAAAGAGGCCGAACGCCGUCAAUUUAUGAUAAACACCUUCCUGGCGGUUUUCAGUGGUAUUCUUGCUCUCACCAUGGCUGCUACCUAUGCUUUGUCAAAGUGGGGAUACAUUUUGUACAUUGUGGGAACUCCAAAUCUGGAUACUGAAACUAUCUUCUGCGUUCUUCUGGAUGCUUAUGCGCUUUUCGUUUCUCGUGCCGCCAUCUCCGCUCUUGCAAUUCUGUUCUAUCAACACUGUUCCGUUAUCCGUCGUUCUAUCAAACACUUAAUCAAUGAAAUGGUUCCACAAGAGCAAGAUGAGUGCCCACUUCCGGAGACAUCUAUCCAGAAGAUUCACGAUUGUCAAAUCAGUUAUCAACGGAUUUUCAACGGAAAGGCUGUGAUUGAGGAGUAUUACUCAUUUGUUCUAUUCUACUCAUAUGGUGUCUGCAUUCCAAUUUUCUGUUUCUUAAUGUUUGUCGUGAUGAGUUCUCAAUCGAUUUGCUGGUCGGAAGUUGUCACUAUCGUUAUCUGGAUUAUCAAUGCUAUCCUCGUCCUCCUCCUGUUCAGUCUCCCAGCUUUCAUGAUCCAUGAAGAUGGUGAUCGUCUUGUUGCUUCUUCAUUCCGCAUGUACCACGAGACUUUCCAUGAGGAGCGUGACCUGACUGUUCUGUCUCAAAUGACGUUCUUCACCUUCCAAAUUCACUCGACCAAACUCACUCUCUCGGCUUGCAACUACUUCUACAUGGACCGCUCUAUUCUCCUCUCGCUCUUCUCAGCAAUUCUCACCUACUUCCUCAUCCUUUGGGAAUUCGAUAUCAAGAACAAGCCUAUUUCCGGCAACUACACGCUUCAGCCAUAA
Messenger RNA from Caenorhabditis remanei, 1257 nucleotides. RefSeq lists its product as uncharacterized. The record is from RefSeq and is a predicted model, not a curated record. NCBI's taxonomy places the organism in Eukaryota, Metazoa, Nematoda, Chromadorea, Rhabditida, Rhabditidae. Gene Ontology annotation, cellular component: membrane. Bases 1 to 1257 code for a protein of 418 amino acids. The transcript is spliced from 10 exons. Gene Ontology annotation, biological process: sensory perception of taste.